CAAGGGAAAGUAUGUGUUAAGUAGUCAAAGCUGAGAGUGUCUUGCAAUAUGAAUUUUUGGAUACCAUUAAAAGUGCACGAAGUUUUGACAUAUUAUGUCAGCUUCUUUGCUUGCUCCCUCUCAUUGUAAUUAUUUUUAUUAGUCCCUGCUUAAUGUUUUUAUUUCUAGCAUUAGUAUGUUUUGAAAAUUGUGUAAAUUGAAAAAUUUAAUCUUAUAUCAAAGUUUUUUUUGUUUUCAUUAAAUUAUUUUAAAAAUUAUUAAUUUUUUGAUUUAUCAUUAGAUGUUUCAUUUUUUAGGAGGUUUAUUUUUUUUAUUUUUUUGAAAAUAUUUGCUAUUAUUAUUUUUAUUAUUAAGAGUAUAUUGCAAGCCAGCUGUCAAAUUGCAUACUUGUUUAAUCAAUCUUAAAUAUUUAAAUGUACUACAUAUUAAAUCGGGUACGAGAGCAGGCGGCAGUACACAUUGUUUAAUGGUUGCUACUAGCUAUGACAGGCGGUGGUGUACGUGCCUUGUUGUUGCUGCUUCUACAUACUUCUUGCAUUCGCCUCAACUUUUUAAUUAUACUUCUAGGUUUUUCUACCAGCUGCUCUCUGCUAUGUUUGUUGCUCUCUGUUAGGGUCUCGGUGAAUCAAAGGCAUUAAGGUGCUGCAAGGGACUCAAUGAAUCAAAAGGAAAUAAGGUGUUUUAGCGGAAACAAAGAUCUGGUGGGUCAUAUACUAGGGUCAAACGCAAAAGAUUUAAUACAAUCUUGCAUAUAGCUGUUGAACGGAACGAUGUGGAUACAAUAAGGAGUUUAAUAGGGGAUUGAACCCCAACUUUGCUACUCUGUUAAUGACAAGGAAGAAACUCCGCUUUGUGUGGCAGUGAAAUUGGGGCAUCUGGAAGCAGUACAAUUGUUGAUAAAGAAGAGGCCAGACACUGUCAAAAUACGGAAUAGUUGUGGAAUGAACGUAGUAAAUUUAGCCGCCCAAGUUAGCCAUGUGCGAAUUGUUGAUUACUUGAAUGAAAAGGUAGGUUUGUUAGACUUGGUCAACAAAGGACUUGAGAAAUCUCCAGAGGAAAAGCUCCUGCAAAGUGGAGAAAACACAGAUCCUUUUUCAAAGAUAAGUAACGGAGACACACCUCUGCAUAUCCCGGCGAAAAGGCCCCUGCAAAGUGGAGAAAACACGCAUUCCACAGAAAAGAAGGAUCCUUUUUCAGAGAUAAGUGAAGGAGACACAACUCUUCAUAUUGCAGCCAGGAAGAAAAACUUCAAUUUGUGCACAAGACUCCAUAAUUAUCAGCUGACUAUGAGUCAAAUGGAGCAAUCCACUCCUAUGGCUCCAAGUGAUAAGGGGGAGAGUGUUCAACAACCGUUUGCAAAUUUCAAACCAACAAAAAGCUUCAUCAUGUUCAAUGAUACAAUCAACAACAACCAUGUGAAUGCUACAACAGGUUGGCUUCAAGAUUGAUCCAAGAUUUGGCAACAAAAUUCACAUUCCAAUCUGGUUUUCUACUUGUAAAACCCAUUUUUCACUAGUAG
Molecule: messenger RNA, 1519 nt
Organism: Cryptomeria japonica (Japanese cedar)
Lineage: Eukaryota; Viridiplantae; Streptophyta; Pinopsida; Cupressales; Cupressaceae
Exons: 4
Coding region: 942-1448 (168 amino acids)
Source: RefSeq, a predicted model, not a curated record